GGGGAGGGCUGCUCUUGCCAGUCGUUGUUGCUCCGGGCGACGGCGACAGCCCUCGUGUUAGCGAAAGCCGCGGUUUCUGAGAGAGAGGAUCUUUGAUGUCCACCUGAACAUCUAAGGAUGCAACGCUCCCUCGAGUGUCAACCUACACUAUGAGCUCAAAGUUCGAAAGUUUCAAAACUUCAGCCUGGCGGGUUCUACUGUUUCUACACUCUACCGGUGGACAGUCAACCAUUAUUGAAUCACCAAUCGAGGUUGUUCCGUGUAUUCAAGCUCCUGAAAUAAAUUAUGUCCGUGGAUUUGGGGACCUGGGUUUGUUGUGAGAAAGUAGCCGUUCUUCAUGGUGGCUUUCUGUUGGCCGAGAGGCAAAGCCAACCAAAAACUCUUUCUGAAAUGCAGAAGUCUGACUGGGCUGCUUUCGGACAACCUAUCCUUGACGCUGUGCAUGAGGUCUGCACUGGAGAGGCCGGUGCCAGAUGGGGACCUUCAGAAUCCAAGCUGUGGGAGAAGAAAGUGAUCGCCUUUCUGUGGGCAAAACUGUUCAACUCAAAUGUGAGUGCAAAGGGAACACCAGACUUUGAUGCUGAGGGUGACAGGAGAUGGAAGGAAGACCUUUUCUUCUCAGUGGAAAGUAUGAUUCCCAGUUUGAAUCACACGGUCCUUUUUGAGCUGUUGAAAGCGCUCAGGGCAUCCGAGACCUUCGUUGAGCUGCUUUCAGUGUUGCCAGCGGACACGAGGUACUCGGAGGUGAACCGGCUUGUGGAGCACGUUCUUGAUCGCACCUCCGAUCAAGAUGUGGCAUUCUUCUUAGACAUCUGGUGGGAGCUGAUGAAACACAGCGAAGGACAAAGGGACGAAAUUGUUCAAGCGUUUGGAUCCGAGAUUGCCAAGUACUUGGCGCGUGCAUCUGACGAAUGUUACCAUUCCUCAAAGAGACUCAAACUAGAUCCCUCCAUUUCCCACAGCUCCUCAGAGAACUCUCCUGGGUCACCGUGCGAUUUGUCCAUUCCAUCUCUUUUAUUGGAUGGACUGAAGAGAAUGAAACCUUCUAUAGCGCCUUAUAUUCUUAAGUGUCUGGCUUUAGCAAAGCUGUCAGAUACACUAUGUAAGUCGGUGCUUUACGAUAACAGAGUCGAAUUGCCUGCUGAGGCUUAUUUGCAGAAACUCACCAAACUGCUUGUGUUAGGGGAUCCCACCAUCCCAAAGUGCCCAGUUACGGAAAGUUUUGUCAGGCGAGUGAAGGAAGCAGAGAAAGAGUUGAGAGCUUUUUACAGAAUAUCCAACUUUAAGCUGCCCCAGGGCUUGCUGGCCUAUGGACUUGAAACGCUCGCCGACCUCUUGUAUUCCUGGUCGACCGAAGUUCAAAGUGAGCUUGAGAGAGAGAGAGACAUUCAGCAGUGCAGUCUUGACCUUUAUAGAACAGUGGAAAGUUUGACUCGGCUAAGCGAAACCUUUCAGAUGCUUCAAGAUUCUGAGACAGUGUCUGAAGGUGAAAAGAAGACUUGGUCAGAACUGCAGCAAUCACUAACAGGUUUCGUGCAAAGGGUUAACUCCCUUGUGCUAUUAGACGAUGCCGCCAGACAUCAAGUGGAGUUUCCGCUUGCCGUGACCACAAUUGAGGGGAGAAUGGAAAGAUACACAGAAAUAUGUGAAAUAUUUGCUUCUAAUGCCAACUGGGCCUUUUGUGAGGACGGCUGGCUGAAUUGCCUGGAGAGAAACCGUGAUGUAUUUCAGUGCACGGAUCUGGUGUUGAGGUUAGUCACAGUCCUGAUGGCAAAAUCCUGCCACAUUGCUAACCCAACGAAGGCGCCAAAAACCAGAUUAAAAAAUGUAAUUUUGAGUUGUUUCUCUGCACUUUCGAUCUCUGAUAAGAAUAAAGUGCUCUCGGGAGUACUGUCCUCCUACGGCAGUCAAGGACUUUGUAAAGAAGAAGGAGCCAUUAAGGAUGGAUUCCAAAAAGAACUGAACAUGGCAUUUAACUGCAUCACACAGAGCGAGACUGUCAAUAGCAUCGAUAAAGCCGUAACUGCCAUUGCAAGAGUUGCUCUUCUGAACCCAGAGGCCACCUUGGAAAAGGCUUGUCACUUGGCCGUAGUGAACCUUGGUGCCCAUAAACUGCUUGGCCAGAUCCUGAAGAAGCUGCCAGCCUUAUCGUUUGUGGACAAUCUCCUUUCUGCCCAGCCAAAUAUUUUAGCCAAGUGCCUACUAGAAACUGGUUGGGGCAACCUUAGCACCCCAAAAGAGGAAAAUCAGUUUCUUGAGCUCCUGACCUCUCUGAUGGAACCAGGAGAGAUUCUGGGUGACCAAACACCAACAGUCCCUCUUCUUCAACCAUCAGAAGCCAUCAAGAUUUUCGUCCUUCCUCAUCUGAUGGAAAAAUAUUUCAACGUAGACUUGGCCCUCAAAGUUCUCAACGGAGCCUUACAAAUCCCAGUGACCGACGAUGGGGCCAAGGAGCACUGGAUAGUGACCUGUUGCCCAUUCCCACUCAUAUUUGCUCUUUCUCAGCUCCUGGACAGCUGUGUCUCGUGCUGGGAGGCGGAGGAGGACGACAGUGAGGCUCCAGAUCAUAUCUCCAUAGAAACCAAAGGCUUGCUGGUCGAGGCGAUAGAAUGUGUGUGUGAUGCAGUCGGGCAGGUAGUCUCGACGCGCCCCGAGUCAUGGUCCACGUCAAUCUGUUGGUUAUAUCAAAAAACAGAGCUUUUGGACUGGUGCGUACGUCUCCGUUUGAAGAGCAUCUUCGGGGGCCAUUUCAAGUACGAGGUGCCCGCCACGCUGUUCGAGGUGUGCGAUCUUUCGGACGACGGCUGGUCACCGCUGCACCUCCCGCAGUACGGGCCGGGCACCGGGCUCCUGGCCUGGAUGGAAUGCUGCUGCAUCUCCACGCACAUGAUGGAGCAGAUGCUUUCCCACCUCACAGUCAACGCCAACAACAUCGAUGAGCUCAACAUGUUUAGCAAAGGUUUCCUCGUCGCGCUGAUCGAGGUGCUGCCCUGGUGCAGCUCCAGCGAAUGGAAACGUCUCAACCACGUGGUCCGGAGCCUCUUACAACGGGAACUGCUGCACGUGCCCUACACCCUGGAGUACGUCCAUCACAUGCCCCUGCUCAACCUGAGACCCUUUGCCCAUCACCUGCAGUUCUCUCAGCUCUUGCUGCGAGCGUUUCAGCUCAUCUGCAGCUGUAGCUGCGCAGACUGGCUGCCGACAGCGGGGUGGAAGCACGUGGUGAGGCAGUGUGCUGGCAGCAUGUCCGACAUCCUGGAGUCGGUGAAGUGUAAGGUGAAGGCGCACGGGACCCAGAACCACGACGCGAGCCAGGAAGCCGUAUUCGUCAUCAUGCAGCUGUUCUGCCACCUCCUUCACAUCAUGGUCAUGACGCCCAGCGGGACCUCUGACUCUCUCUACUUUGUAUCCUUGGAGCUGCUCUCGCAGUACGAAACGCUGGCGUUAGCCAGCACCUCGACCACCGGGUUACUCAACAAAGUGAACGAAAAGCACUUCCUGCAGACCAUUGCAGAGAAUCUGCCCGACGAGGAGCAGCGUUCCACGUUGCUGCAGAAAAUCAGCAAGCUCUAACAGGCUGUCUAAAAACGUCUAGAGCUGCUUUCAGUUGACGGAGUUUGACUUUCGCCAGAUUGGACUAAGAGAAAUCUAUUUCUAAAGGUGUCUCCAGUCCUCUCUUGAUGUCCUUAGGUGUGGUGAUUCUGCCGUGUAAGAGUCUGUGCCAAUUAAUCAAGUGAUUAGAGAGUAACAGAGUAAAGAGAGACACUCCAAACUACAUCAUUCUAUCCUUGAACUUUAAAAGUCUGGACAGAUUUGGAAUGGUGGCGAUUUGACUCAGGUAGAACAAACUGAUCAAAGUUUACUGUGGCAUUUGAUGAUUGAAUGAUUGAACUCGGCAACCUGACAAUGCAGUAAGAAAGCAAACAUUCCAAAGUGCUAUUUGUAGUUCUGAGCCUUACAGUUGCUAUAAAAAUAAAUCAUUUUAUGAAUACAA
This is a messenger RNA of Callorhinchus milii (elephant shark), 3994 nucleotides long. It is a transcript of the gene gemin4, whose product is annotated as gem (nuclear organelle) associated protein 4. Gene Ontology annotation, cellular component: SMN complex. The record is from RefSeq and is a predicted model, not a curated record. Lineage: Eukaryota; Metazoa; Chordata; Chondrichthyes; Chimaeriformes; Callorhinchidae. Gene Ontology annotation, biological process: rRNA processing; spliceosomal snRNP assembly. The transcript is spliced from 4 exons. The coding region runs from base 286 to 3573 and encodes 1095 amino acids.